Molecule: messenger RNA, 8174 nt
Organism: Dermochelys coriacea (leatherback sea turtle)
Lineage: Eukaryota; Metazoa; Chordata; Testudines; Dermochelyidae
Gene: TMCC3
Product: transmembrane and coiled-coil domain family 3
Exons: 4
Coding region: 324-1691 (455 amino acids)
Cellular component (GO): endomembrane system
Source: RefSeq, a predicted model, not a curated record
GCUUGGAGGAGCCCGGCGGCUGCGCGGCGCGGCUCCCCCUCCGCUGCUCGCUUGCUGCUGUAGUGUCAGGCUGGCCCAGGGUCCUAGAGCUGUGAGUCAGUGUUGAUUGCAAAUAACGGCGCCCUGCUUGCUUGGGGGUGCCACACGCAUGUGCGAGCGGAGCGGGCUUCGGGGGCGCCACUAGAGACUCCGGUGCCUGGGGAUUCACGGUGCGCUCGCAAGAUCCCCCUGCAAGCAAUGUGCUGCUACCGCUGCCUGGCCAGGGAGUGAGGGGGCAGGGGAGCACAUCGCCGGGGCGAGGAGCUCGGCCCAGGCUGCCCGGCAUGCUGCGGAAGGUGGAAAGACAUGACAUGAAUACUCUGAGCUUGCCACUUAACAUUCGCCGUGGGGGUUCAGACACCAACCUCAACUUUGAUGUACCUGAUGGGGUCUUAGAAUUUCACAAAGUCAAACUUAAUGCAGAUAGCCUGAAACAAAAAAUUUUGAAAGUUACAGAAGAGAUCAAAAUUGAACAAACAGCCCGUGAUGGAAAUGUGGCUGAAUACUUAAAGCUGGUGAACAGUGCAGACAAGCAGCAGGCUGGACGUAUUAAACAAGUCUUCGAAAAGAAGAAUCAGAAGUCUGCCCACUCCAUUGCCCAGCUACAGAAGAAAUUGGAACAGUAUCACCGAAAGCUCAAAGACAUCGAACAAAAUGGAUCCUCCAAAAGUUCCAAAUAUACUUUGAAAGAUAACUUGAAGGAUAUCCAGCCCCCUUUAAAAGAUGUCCAUGGCAAAUCUCGUACCAGUGGCCAAGGUGCUGAGAGCAGCAAAUCAGGUGUGCCAGGUGUCUCCCUGACACCACCAGUGUUUGUUUUCAACAAGUCAAGAGAGUUUGCAAAUUUGAUCCGAAAUAAAUUUGGUAGUGCUGACAACAUUUCUCACCUGAAAAAUACCCUGGAUGAAUUUCGGCCAGAAACUAGUUCCAGGGCCUAUGGUGGCAGUGCUACUAUUGUGGCUAAACCAAAAUAUGUUAGUGAUGAUGAAUGCUCAAGUGGGACAUCUGGCUCUGCAGAUAGUAAUGGGAACCAUUCCUUUGGGCCUGGUGAGACAAACGCUCUGGACAGCCAAGCAAAGCUUUCCAUGAUCUUGGAGGAACUGAGAGAAAUAAAGGAAACACAGUCCCAAUUAGCAGAUGACAUAGAGAAUUUAAAAGCACAGUUUCAAAGAGACUAUGGUUUUAUUUCUCAGACAUUACAGGAGGAAAGAUACAGGUAUGAACGAUUGGAAGACCAGCUAAACGAUCUGACAGAUCUUCAUCAGCAUGAGACUGCAAACCUGAAACAAGAGCUAGCCAGCAUAGAAGAGAGAGUGGCAUAUCAGGCCUGUGAACGGUCACGAGAUGUUCAGGAAGCCUUGGAAUCUUGCCAGACUCGGGUUUUUAAGCUGGAGUUCCAUCAGCAAGAACAGCAAGCGCUGCAGUCGGAAACUGUGAACGCUAAAGUACUCCUAGGGAAAUGUAUAAAUGUAAUCUUGGCCUUUAUGACUGUCAUCUUAGUGUGCGUCUCUACCAUUGCAAAGUUUAUAGCUCCUAUGAUGAAGAGCCGUUUCCAUAUCAUCUGCACUUUUUUUGCAGUGACUCUACUUGCAGUAUUUUGUAAAAAUUGGGAUCACAUUAUCUGUGCCAUAGAAAGGAUGAUCAUACCUAGAUGAAUCCACUAGUCCAGAUGGUUUUUAUAUUUUUAAAGAAAUGUAUGUGUACAAACUACCAACAUUUUUAAUUUUGCAAUCUAAACAUGCAGACUGGAUGAAGGCUAUAAAAACUCUUGAAUGAUAAGGUGUAAAUACUUCAAUUUAUACUCUGUAGCAGUUAUUUGCCUAUUUAAUUAUACUGUAUGUAAUUGGCUACAUCUAUUAUGAACUGCUCACUCAUGUAAAUCUUUUGCCUUAAUCUUACCAGCUUUCCACUUUACAAACCAGCAUAUCUACAAGAGGUCAUGCUACUGGUGGUGUAAGAAAUGUGAAGUGUAUUGUGUAAUUAACUAGAGUGAGGAGGAUGGUGGUGGGAGUGCAUUACAAUAAGCAUGUUUUUACACCAUUCCUAUUGGAUUAAUUCAGUUGUCUAGCUUCCCAUAUGAACCAGGAUAGAAUGCCUAUCUAUAUUUUACAAUAUUAGGAAAUACCAGCCAUACUUAUAGUAUUUCCUAAUGCUAGAUGAUUUAACAUCUGUGAAUUAGAAACUGGGAAGGUGCUUAAUUACAAUCCAGCACCAUUUUCUGAUGCUUCUGCCAGUAGGCCCUUACUCAUAUGGAUUAUUCUUUAAAUGUUAUACUUUCCCAACAAUUUAAUAUGACUAGAGUCUCUAGUGAUACAGAUUAGUAAAUAUCGUAUCCUAGAGCUAUUCUUUAUCAUGUUUAGGAAAUAUAUAAACGUAAUAACAUACUUCCAAAUAUGAUGCACUGAAUGAAUUAUAAGAUCACAAGAACAUCUUAGAAGAAUAAAGAAACAAGUAACCAGGGCUGAUGCCACAAUGUUGACUUCUCUUCUGGUCAUAUUUCAAGCUUUGCAGAUUGCAAAGGGAGAGUGCAUAAAUAAUUAUUUAAAUUUUUAACAGUCAGUUGAUGAGCUUUCCAGUGAAUGUGAAAUAGAUAACACUAGGUCCCAAGUUGGAGUAGGAGUUAGUAAUGCUCAAGGAAAUUGGAUGUUGUGAAUUUUUUUGCUUCGGGAUUCCACAAGAACCACCAGGUCAGGAGGGUUGGGAAAGAAUGAAACUUUAUAUAUUAGAACUAACUGUGGGACGUGUUGAGAGACAUUCCUGAGAACAGUGUGUUAGACAUCAGACAGUAAUGGCACUAUGAAAGAGGUAGUUUUUUUUUUUUUUAAAUAUUUAUUUUGCCUGAUCUAGAAACUACAAAAUGUUUUUCUUGAAAUCCUUUGUUGCCUGGGUAACCAGAUAUGAUGUAAAGUAAUAUAUGAAAUAAAAUAUCAGGAUUCUUCUCCACUCGUAUGAAUCCAAAAAAAGACACGUGUCUGGUUAUUUAAUUUAAUACUUAAUGCUGUUUGCUUUUAAGAUAUGUUGUCAUGACAGCAUUAUUGUUACUUUGGUCGCAGGGCUAGUUGUGCCUGAAUUUUAAUCAAGUGCAAUAAUUUGUAUGGAAGUCUUUAGAAAUUUUUAUAUGGGGGGAAAAAAGGAAAAAGCACUUUGUCCUUUCUUUACCAUAACACGAUUUAUAAUUAAUCUAAUAGUUUGUUGCGGUUUCAGGGGCUGAACAAAGAGCAUGGCUAAUGGUGUAAAUAAUAAUAUAACCAAGACUUUAGAAAACUAAAUUAAAAAAAACUCAUUAAAGAAAUUCUCAUAUGUGCAGUGUUUUUGAAUAUAGAAAGGAAUUCAAUCCAAAAGAAUUGUGAUACUUGACUUGCUGCAAGCACAGGAAAUUAAUCAAAUAGAAUACACCCACUUUAUCCUAACUAGAUCCUGUUCAAUCUUUCCAGAGGAAAAUGGCAUAACCUGCCAUACCUCAAACUAAAGUCAGUUUAACCCUGUAUAUGUGAGCAAGAAUUGCCAUAUAUUCAUCCAAAUCCAUUUAUUCUCAAAGCCACUAUUGGUAUCCAUGUAAUUAGUCCUCUUUUCCUUGAUUUCUAAUAAAUUGGAUACUGUCUCUGCCUCUGAAAGCAAAGAAUUCCAAAUCCAAAUUCCUUCUGAGGAGAAAAACAGUCAGAGGUAUACCUAAACUUUACCUUUUUCAAUUUACAGGCAGGUCCCUGUGCAUUCCUGUUGCUGUUUAGUUCAAUUAGAUCCUUAUUCCCAGUUUUUUAUGAUUCCCAUUUAGGUAUUCUAUAUAUACAUUGCAUUAAAAUUUCAUCCCCUAAUCAGUCCAGCCGCUCAUAGCUACCCCAUCUAUCCAGUUCAUAGGCUGAGGAGAUUACAAACUGUAUCAGUUGAAGAGAUUAAACAUAUCUUCAUAGUGAAGUCCCCUCCAUAACUUUGAAAAAAUGUAGCUGCUCCUUUCUGGAUUUACUCCAGAAUUUAUACGUCCUAACAGAGGAUUUCCCUUGUUUUGUUUAUAUACCCUUUUGAUGCAGCUUGAGAACCUUUUUGCCUUUACUGCAUUAACAAUACAUUCCCAUCUUCAUUGCAGCUAACAUGAAUAUUAAGUUCUUUUGUUGUCAGUAGUUUCCAGUUCUUCAGCCAGCAAUUAUAUUUUAGAGUCAAAAUCCUUUGACUUGCAUUAAAAUCCAUCAGACAUUUUAUAAACCAUUCCCUUAAUGUAUUUAAGUUUUUCUUACCAAUUUAUAACUUUGCGUCUAAAGGUGAGUUUGGAGUGGACAGACCUAAAAGGAAGAGCCCCAGUACUGACUCUUGACAUAAUAUGCUAGUGACUUCUCUCCCUUGUAAUCCAUUGCCACCAUUUUUGUGUCCUCCAUUUAAUCAUUUUGAUAUCCAAUUUAUAUACCUGCAUUCCAGGCUGGACAAUAGAAAAAUCAAGCAUUGAUGCAUUACUUUUGUUAAAUGGCUUACAAAUGUCUACAUAUAUGUAAUAUGGAUGCUAUUUGUCAGUAGCUUUACUGAAACUCAGGAAAACAAUUGUUUAGUUUAGCAUAAUUUAGUUAUCUUUAUUAAUUUAACCUUGCUGGUUCCAAUGUAGAAACCUUGAAUUUGUGACCCAUUUGGUGGUGUUAUCUGUCUCCGACAGUUUCCAGGAUCAGGACAUAACAAAUUAAGCCUCCUUACCUCAGUAAGAUCAGCCAGUCUUUCUCAUAAGCAGAAACAUCUGUUACAGCCAUGAUUUGGGAAUACAAAGGCAUCUACACUUGUUGGUAGUUACCAUAUUCUACCUGACUAAUCUCCAUGUAAAAUGAUGAGAAUGUAAUGGUCAAAGGAACUGUUUUACACUUGGCUGAUAUCUGACUCCAAAUCAGAAAUAGUGAGGUCUUACAUAACAGAUGCAGUACAUUUCCUUAUUGGCUUUGUAUCAGAAAUAAAACCCAUUUAAAAAUCACAAGACAUCUGUAAAGAAAGAAAAAAGAAAAUUGUUUCUCAGCACAAGUUAAUACAGCCCUAACUGUUCUGUCAAUCAGGCACUUUCAUCUUUUUAGGUUCCUUUCUGAGCUCUAUCUAAAACCAUACCAAUGUUCCAUAGGCUGUCCCAAGCAAUAGCAAUUUCAAGAUCUUUCUCCAAGAGAACUGCUCAGAUUCUUUGUGGAUCUCACAUCUUCUGUCAAGUCUCCCCAUCUUCUUCCCUUCUCUUUCCCUCAGCCGUCCUGGUCUUUUGGUAAUCUUUCUCUCAUGCUCCAUUUUAAUAUAAAUUUCAAAAACUAAUUCAAAAUGCCUUAAGGUACCAUAUUUUUCCUCAUCAUUUGCUUCAGUAAUUUGCAUAUGUCCCUUGCUGAACCCAAUCUUUGCUUUCCCAAUUCUUCCAACAUUUGUUUUUUCUUCUCCUUGUGCAUCCUUAUCUGUGGUAAGCCAGGGUGUCUAACUUGUGUUAAGGAAGUGGAAGGUAGCCUUUAAUAUGCUCAUGGCACUCAGUCCCUUUAAGUGUAUGCCAAACUCUUUGCAACUUCUGCUCCCAAAAUAUGUUGAAUUCUUUUCUCUGGCUGAUUCUGGCUGGCAAUCAAAGAAUCACUUAAUUUCAUUUAUAUUAUGAUCUUGCCAAGUGUAUUUCCAGUCUCAAGAUCCUUAGUAAGUUGAUCAUAAUUGGUUGGAACUGAGUCUAAUAGCUCUAGUCAUCAUGGUUAUCAUCAUAACUACUUGAGAGAGAAACACAUCUUUGAAAGCCCCAAAGAGUUUGAUGGUAGAAUCCAUACCUGUUGAUUUCUGGAGAGUUAAUUUCCCAUGACAGUUACCUUCACUGUUAGCUACCUUUCUAAUUUCAGCCCAUUGAUCCAAAUCAAGGGGUUUCUUUAGGGCUUCCCACAUAGACCUAGUGAAAGAUGCCCACAUAAAUUUAGUUCCACUACUGUCCAAAGUCACUGAUAUUACUAUGACUAGAUACUAUCCUAUUCAAUUUCUUCCUGACUUAUAUACUAGAAGUUCAGUCCUUCAUGUAACCCAGUGAUGCUUCUUGUCUAAUUAAGCUCCAGUUAUACUAGUUCUGGCUUUUCAUAGAAAGCUAUUGAAUCUGGCCACUGCUUGUUUAGUAUCAAAAUGCCUAACGUUAAGAAGUGCAACCGCUACUGGAUUACUGGGUCCAGUUCUGGUGUCAACAUUUCAAGAAGGAUGUUGAUAAAUUUGAGAGUUCACAAAAAGACCACUGAGAAUGAUUUAAGGGUUGGAAAACAUGCCUCACAGUGAAAGAUUUAAGGAGCUCAUUCUGUUUAGCUUACCAAAGAGAAAGUUAGGGGGCGACUUGGUCAGUCUGUAAGAUCCAGAUCCUUGAUGUAUUUAGGCUUUUUAUUCUAUCUGUAAGGUUUUCAUACCAUGCACAUCACCAUAAUAUCUGAGCAUCUUCCAGUAGUGCAUUAAGUAACAUGACUACAUAUCUGUGACAUAUUAUUUUGUGUUCUCAUCCUCUUCCCCAGAGGGAGAAGCAUGUGGAGUUGUGUCUUGUUUUGGUAGGGUGGGCGUUUUGUUUGUUAAAUAUAACUGUUGCUAUGUGUUCAUGUUUGAGAAGAAAAGAUCAAAGAAAUGCGCCUUGCACUUGAGUGGAAAGUGACACGGUUUGUAAUAGUGGUUAGCUCCUGAGGGAGUUUGUUCCAGUCUUUUACCAUCCCUGGAGAAGGUUCUGUCUCCUGCAUAGACAAGCUUUACUCUUAUCGAGCGUUGCAUUGUGCCAGAGGAGUGAAGUUGUUGACCAUGGUCGUCUUUCCAGAACUUUGGGGGCCAUGCCCAGGCCAUGGAAUGUUUGGAAGACAAGGACUGAGACCUUGAACUUGAUUUGAAAUUCUAUGGGAAGCUAGUGUAGGGAGCAGAGGACCAAUAUGAUAUGCUCUUAGUCUGUGUUGCUGAGGAGAGACACACUAUAGCAUUUCAUACUAGUUGGAGUUUCCUAAGUUCCCAUUGAUUUUCAGUGGAAGUAAGGAGCCUAAAUACCUUUCAGCAUCUUUGCAUAAGUACCUACAUUGAGAACAGAGAUUUGAUAAGACAUCUCUUCAAUCUAGAAAAUAAAGAUAUAACAUGAAUCAAUGGCUGGAAGCUGAAGGUAGACAAACUCAAACUAGAAAUAAGGUGCAAAUUUUUAACUGACGGUAAUUAACUAUUGGAACAAUUUACCACGGGUUGUAGUAGAUUCUUCAUCACUCAAGUUUUAAAUCAAGAUUGGAUAUUUUUCUAAAAGACAACGUAGUUCAAACAAGAAUAAAUUCAGGGAAGUCCUAUGGCCUGUGUUAUACAGGAGGUCAGACUAGAUGAUCACAAUGGUCUUUCUGGCCUUAAUGUACAAAAAUUUGCUAAAUAAGCUCAAAAUACAAAGAGGAUCCAGAAUCACUUAGUGUAAAAUUUUUCAAAAGUGCCUAAGUCCCAUUUUCAGAAGUGACAUGCUCUGAGACUUAGGUGCCUAGAUUUUAUAUUGUUUUUUUUUAAAUAAGGCAGUUUUAUAGCUUCUUCCAGAUAAACAAAUAUAUAUUCAUAGUCAAAACUUGAAAUACAGUACCAUAAACACAGACAGCUUUUUUAAAUGAUGUUUGAAUGCCAAUAGAAUGAGCUUAUCUGGUAGUGAAGCAGAGUUCAGUUUAAAAAAUGAAAAUUUUACAUUAAAAUAAUGGACGAAAGAAAAUAUUUCUAUUUACUGAAUUGCAUAAUCUCCCUUAAAGAACAAAAAGCACUAUAAAAUCCAGUUUUGAGGCCAGUAAAAUCCUUUCUUCUGUUUUCUAAGAUGUUAGAGGACAACAUACAUACAGAUUAUAUGGGGACUUGAUUGAAUUGUCUUGUAAAUUUGAUUUAUUGCAUGUGUGUGGUGUAUUAAGUUGUACUGUUGGUAGAAAGCUCUUUCUUUCCAUGAAUCUAUCUCCCUUCCUUUUUUGUAAGAUAAUGCUGACUAGGCAGUACCAAAGUGUACUGAAAGUUGUUUAUUUUUAUUGACUGAAAAUAUUUGUGUCAGCAUGUAACCUGUGUGUAUCGUACCACUUUCAUUUUGUGCAGCAUGGUGUAAAAAUGCAUCUAUUAAUGUAUGUAAUGUUUUUGUAUAUUUCUUGGUGUGGUCGUGACUGCUCAAAGGUGCCAUUAACAUUUUUUUUAAAAUAAAAGUAUUUUAAACUUAA